GGCGGUGCUCAGCCUGCUGGCGGGCGCGCUGGCGCUGGCCGAGCUGCUGGGCGCGCCGGGGCCCGCGCCCGGCCUGGCCAAGGGCUCGCACCCCGUGCACUGCGUGCUCUUCCUGGCGCUGCUCGUGGUCACUAACGUCCGGUCGCUGCAGGCGCCCCAGCUGCAGCAGGUCGGCCAGCUCGCGCUGCUCUUUAGCCUCACCUUCGCUCUGCUCUGCUGCCCCUUCGCGCUCGGCGGCCCCGCCGGGGCGCACGCCGGGGCGGCGACGGUGCCGGUGACUGCCGACCAGGGUGUUUGGCAGCUCCUUUUGGUCACCUUCGUGUCCUAUGCCCUGCUUCCUGUGCGCAGCCUGCUGGCCAUCGGCUUCGGGCUCCUGGUGGCCGCCUCGCACUUGCUGGUCACCGCCACCUUGGUCCCCGCCAAGCGCCCACGUCUCUGGAGGACGCUCGGGGCCAACGCCCUGCUCUUCCUCAGCGUGAACAUGUUUGGGGUCUUUGUGAGGAUCCUGGCCGAGCGCUCCCAGAGGAAGUCCUUCCUGCAGGCCCGGAACUGCAUCGAGGACCGGCUGAGGCUGGAGGACGAGAAUGAGAAGCAGGAGCGGCUGCUCAUGAGUCUCUUGCCCCGGAAUGUCGCCAUGGAGAUGAAGGAGGACUUCCUGAAGCCCCCCGAGAGGAUUUUCCACAAGAUUUACAUCCAGCGGCAUGACAACGUGAGCAUCCUCUUCGCAGACAUUGUGGGCUUCACGGGCUUGGCUUCGCAGUGCACGGCCCAGGAGCUGGUGAAACUCCUCAACGAGCUCUUCGGCAAGUUUGAUGAAUUAGCCACGGAGAACCACUGCCGCCGCAUCAAGAUCCUCGGAGACUGUUACUACUGUGUGUCCGGCCUCACCCAGCCCAAGACGGACCAUGCCCAUUGCUGCGUGGAGAUGGGCCUGGACAUGAUCGACACCAUCACGUCUGUGGCCGAGGCCACUGAGGUGGACCUGAACAUGCGUGUGGGGCUGCACACUGGCAGGGUCCUCUGCGGGGUCCUGGGCCUGCGCAAGUGGCAGUAUGACGUGUGGUCCAACGAUGUGACCCUGGCCAAUGUCAUGGAGGCCGCCGGCCUGCCGGGGAAGGUUCAUAUCACGAAGACAACCCUGGCGUGCUUGAAUGGUGACUACGAGGUGGAGCCAGGUCAUGGACACGAGAGGAACAGUUUUCUGAAAACUCACAACAUCGAGACCUUUUUUAUUGUGCCAUCGCAUCGGCGGAAGAUAUUUCCAGGGCUGAUUCUCUCAGACAUAAAGCCGGCCAAGAGGAUGAAGUUCAAGACCGUGUGCUACCUGCUGGUGCAGCUCAUGCACUGCCGGAAGAUGUUCAAGGCCGAGAUCCCCUUCUCCAACGUCAUGACCUGCGAGGAUGACGACAAGCGGAGGGCGUUGAGAACAGCCUCGGAAAAACUCAGAAACCGCUCGUCUUUCUCUGCAAACGUGUACACCACCCCGGGCACACGCGUCAACAGGUACAUCAGCCGCCUCCUAGAAGCCCGCCAGCCAGAGCUGGAGAUGGCGGACCUGAACUUCUUCACCCUGAAGUACAAGCAAGCUGAGCGAGAGCGAAAGUACCACCAGCUCCAGGAUGAGUACUUCACCAGCGCGGUCGUGCUCGCCCUCACCCUGGCCGCCCUCUUCAGCCUCGUCUACCUUCUGAUCAUCCCGCAGAACUUGGCCGUCCUGCUCCUGCUGGUGUUCUGCAUCUGCUUCCUGGUGGCCUGUGUCCUAUACCUGCACAUCACCCGGGUCCAGUGUUUUCCAGGGUGCCUGACGAUCCAGAUUCGCACUGUCCUGUGUAUUUUCAUAGUGGUCUUAAUCUACUCUGUGGCCCAAGGAUGUGUGGUGGGCUGCCUGCCCUGGGCCUGGAGCUCCAGUCCCAACGGGUCCCUGGUGUUCCUGUCGUCUGGCAGCCGGAUUCCAGUGCUGCCUGCCCCGCCCUGCGAGUCUGCACCCCACGCCCUGCUCUGCGGCCUGGUGGGCACCCUCCCACUGGCCAUAUUCCUGCGAGUCUCCUCCUUGCCCAAGAUGAUCCUGCUGUCCGUGCUCACGGCGUCCUACAUCCUGGUCCUGGAGCUCAGCGGGUAUACCAAGGCCAUGGGGGGCGGCACCGUCUCCGGGCACAGCUUCGAGCCAAUUGUGGCCAUCCUGCUGUUCUCGUGCACGCUGGCCCUGCAUGCCCGGCAGGUGGACGUCAAGCUGCGGCUGGACUACCUCUGGGCCGUGCAGGCAGAGGAGGAGCGAGACGACAUGGAGCGAGUGAAGCUGGACAAUAAGAGAAUUCUCUUCAACCUCCUGCCGGCCCACGUCGCCCAGCACUUCCUCAUGUCCAACCCCCGGAACAUGGACCUCUACUAUCAGUCGUACUCACAGGUAGGCGUCAUGUUCGCCUCCAUCCCCAACUUCAAUGACUUCUACAUCGAGCUGGACGGCAACAACAUGGGGGUGGAGUGCCUGCGCCUCCUCAACGAGAUCAUCGCUGACUUUGACGAGCUCAUGGACAAAGACUUUUACAAGGACCUGGAGAAGAUCAAGACCAUUGGCAGCACCUAUAUGGCCGCGGUGGGACUGGCGCCCACAGCCGGGGCCAAGGCUAAGAAGUGCAUCUCCUCCCACCUCAGCACGCUGGCGGAUUUUGCCAUCGAGAUGUUCGACGUCCUGGAUGAGAUCAACUACCAGUCUUACAACGACUUCGUGCUCCGUGUCGGCAUCAACGUUGGCCCCGUGGUGGCCGGGGUGAUUGGGGCUCGCAGGCCACAGUAUGACAUCUGGGGAAACACUGUCAACGUGGCCAGUCGGAUGGACAGCACCGGGGUCCAGGGAAGAAUCCAGGUGACAGAGGAGGUGCACCGGCUGCUGCGGCGGGGCGCGUACCGCUUCGUGUGCCGAGGCAAGGUCAGCGUCAAGGGCAAGGGCGAGAUGCUGACGUACUUCCUGGAAGGCAGGACCGACGGAAACGGCUCUCAAACUAGAUUCCUGAACUCAGAGCGGAAAAUGUGUCCUUAUGGCAGAGCCGGCCUCCAGACCAGACAGGCCACGGGCCGUCCCCCAGUGCCCCCCGUGGCUGGCUUCCCGGUCACAGCCGGGCUGGCAGCUCUGCAGGGCUCUGGGCUCACCGCCCAGCCCCCUGGCGCACACCUGCCCCCUGGAGCAGCUGGGAAGGAGGCUUAGCGGAGCCCACGCUGGCCGUUGGGGACACAGGGCAUGAAUGCUCGGGGUGUCGGGCCCUUCAGGGCUCCAACAAGGACCAGCCCGGCCAGCAGAGCAGGGCCGGGGG
Molecule: messenger RNA, 3308 nt
Organism: Ceratotherium simum simum (southern white rhinoceros)
Lineage: Eukaryota; Metazoa; Chordata; Mammalia; Perissodactyla; Rhinocerotidae
Source: RefSeq, a predicted model, not a curated record